Molecule: messenger RNA, 2493 nt
Organism: Fragaria vesca subsp. vesca
Lineage: Eukaryota; Viridiplantae; Streptophyta; Magnoliopsida; Rosales; Rosaceae
Exons: 10
Coding region: 1-2493 (830 amino acids)
Source: RefSeq, a predicted model, not a curated record
AUGAAGACAAAACGAAGAAAACAAUCCUCCUCUUAUUCUGAGAAUGAAGAAGAAGAACAUGAAGUAGUAGAAACGAGGUCAAAGAAGCAGAAGAAGAAACAAAGUCCUCUAGCAAAGCAGAAGAAGAAUGUGCAAAAGAAGUCUGAGAAGAAGGAGAAGUCAGGGAGUGGAGUUAUACCAACAUUACAACAAAAAUGCUUGCUUGUCAAUUUUCAACAAAUAGUUAAGAUGGUGAAGCCGAAAGCGAAAAUUGAAGUAUGGGAUGUGCUACGGAAAACUUCUUUUUGGCCGAUGAUAUCGCCGAUCUAUCACUCUAAAGUGCAAGAAAAUCAUUUUACCAAGAAUGAGCGUGACCUCGAAAUCAUCCUUCAAUACUAUGAUGUUGAGAAGAGGAAGUUGUUUUUUGGGGAUAAAGAGAUGGAGAUCAUGGGGGAAGACAUAGAGAGGAUAUUUGGGUUGCCAAAUUCAGGAGAAGUGAUAAACAAUGUGGGUAGAAAUAUGGACAAUGAUAAAAGGAAGCCUUCGGCGAUUUUUGAUGUGAAAAUGAUCAAGGACACAGUAGACAAGCAAGUAUUGCUUAAAAGGCUGGAAGCUGAGGUGGAUAAGGAGGAGAAGGGUGAUGCAAGAAUCAUUGCUGCCCUCAUACUUAUGCUUCUGUUUACAACAUGCUUUUUUAGCAAGUCAACAGUAUCCAUCACCUGGGACCUCAUAAAUGCUUGCGAGGACAUUGAAAGAAUCAACCAGUACAACUGGCCCAAAAUGAUCCUUGAAUUUCUAUUUGAUGAACUUAUGAGGCACGAGAAGAAAAAACCAAAAGUUCUCAGUGGAUGCUUGAUACUGAUCUAUUACUGGUUUCUGGAGAAUACCCAGGUGAAGCACAAGAUUACUAGAAAGGAGAGAUCGACACCAACCUAUCUUAGGUGGUCGAUAAGAGAGCUAUUCACAACUGAGAGCUUGAAAGACAAUCCAGACAUCGCAGUGGAAUUCAUAACAAAUGGACCAUGGAAUGAAGAAAACCACAGAGGCUUUUCGGAUUCCGAGGACGCGCUACCUCUCACUUUCAGGGAUUGGGUUCCCCAAAAAAGCCAGGAGAAACCACAGGAAAAAGUUCCUAGAGCAACAACAUAUAUCCUAAAAGAUAUAGCGACAGAAGAUGUGGCUGAAAAGGAUCUCAUUGUUCUAAUCAUUGAACUCCACAACCAAAAUCGAAAGCUUCAGGAGAAUGCAAAGAUGUCCUCGAUUGCAAUUGAAGAAGCAAAUGCAAAGAUACUUCAGCAGACGUUGGAAAUAAGCAAGUUGGAGGAUGAGAACAAAAAGCAGAAGAAGUAUAUAGAGGAUUUAACUUUACAGCUUGCCAAGGCACAUGAAGUUGAAUGUGGAGAAAAAGAAGAUGAACGUGAAGUUGUACAAGAGAAAGGGACAAAAAAAGCUAAGGAUGACGACUUUGAGUACAACACUCCAAAGGAAGUGAAGGACUUGGAGAUGCGCAAUAAAAGAAAAAAGGCUCCAAAACAACCUCUGCCUCAGAAAAACAACAAGACAGAGCUGGAAAAGGAGAAACAAGUGAUAAAAAAAGUAGUGAACUUUGAAAAGGAAACUUGGACCACACUGAAGACGGAGGUCCAAAACUAUUACAAGUCUUUCCUUGAUGCAAGGGAUAAUGAUGGCGACACAUUCUGGGCUUCUCAAACAAAGCCAAUAGUGGUACAAGGAACAGACAUUAUUAAUCUUGUGGAAGAAAACUACAUGAGUGAUUCUGUAAUCAAAGCGUACACGGAGAUUUUGCAAAUGGAACUUGAAAAUGCAAACAUACAUAUUGCAACGUUUCUGGAGAUUGAAGCAUCAUUUUAUGCGAUUAAACAUGAAGAGGAAAGAGGAAGCGUGGAUUACAAGAACCAAAUAAAGUUGUGCUUAAUUGAACCUUUAUGGUAUGUAUUUGACUACAACAAGGUUCUUAUCCCAAUCCACCAUUGCACAAACCACCACUACACACUGCUUGUGGUUGAUAAUGAGAAAAAGAGGAUUGUGCACAUGAACUCUUUGCAACCUCCAGAGAAUGAAAGGGACGAGGAGGAAAAAUUUCAUAAGAAGGCUGAAUAUGUGUUUCUCCAAGAAGUAGAAUUGUCAAACAAACAUUAUCCGGACGACAGCCAAGAAGCGGAUAUUGAGAAUUAUAGAUAUAAGAGUGUUGGCGAGACAAAUCAAGGGGAUUUGGAUGAUAGAAUCCUUCCGAUGAAUGACAGGGAGAAAAUGGUAAGAAGAUGGGUGCUUGACAACUUCGAAGCUAUUAAAGAAUACAAGCUGGAGGAAAACUUUGACUGUCCUCAACAAAAGUCACUAUCGGCGGACUGUGGGCCUUUUGUGCUCCAUUUCAUGCAGAAGUUAGCCUUGGGAGAAAAGCCAAACAAAGUCGAUGCUGAUGGAAUGAGGAAAGUUAUUCUUGAGCAGCUAAUGAAUGCCAGAAUACAAAUGUUGUCAAGAAAUGGAAUAUGA